AUGUCUCACCGGCGCAAGACCACAAGGGCAUCGCCUUCGAGCACCGGAGACCACCUCAGCGCCCUCCCGGAUUCCGUGCUGCAGCACGCGCUUGGCUUCCUUGAGGGGCGGGAAGCCGUGCGGACGUGCGUGCUCGCCCGGCGCUGGCGCCACGUCUGGAGGCUCAUCCCUCGCCUGCGCAUCACCGACGUCGACGCGUUUCGGAGUGUCGAGAAGCUGAACGAGUUUGUGGACCAGCUGCUUCUGCCCCGCGACCGCGGCUCCGCACUGGACGAGUGCGAGUUUGAUCUCCGCGGGUUCUUGCGGCUGGAGGACGCACGAAUUGACCGCUGGAUCCGCCGUGUUUUGAAGUGCCAUACCCGGUUGCUGCAAGUCCAGCUCUACACUAAUCUACCAGCCACUGCAGAGCCAUUUCAAUCGUUCGUCAAACUGGCCAACCGACCUCUCUUCUCCCGGCACCUGUGGCGAUUAGAGCUCAAUGGCCUCUGCUUGGAAGGUGGCUUGCUUGAUUUUUCGAGCUGCUCGGUGUUGAAAGAUCUGAAGAUCACUAAUGGUGUCGUCUCUACUGAUCAGAUCCUGUCCCAAUCCUUGAAACAACUUACCAUCAUUGGUUGUGAGCUUUGUUGGCAAUUCCACCCAACUCUUAUAUCUGCUCCAAGUCUUAUUUCACUGCAGCUAGAUGAUUAUGUCGGUGUGACUCCAGUCCUUGAAAGCAUGCCAUUGCUAGAAACUGCAACUGUGAAUCUUGGCCAUCAAAAUGAGCAAUAUUGUGAUUUCUGUGAUAAAGGUGGCUUUGGAGAUUGUGAAUGUGGGAUGUGUUAUAUGUAUCCAGACAAUGAUUGUACACCCGACGUCUCUGUUCAUCUUAUGGGUCUGUCUAGUGCUACAUGUUUGGAAUUGAUAGCUUCCUCUCAAAUGGUUACGUUCAGAAGGGAUCUUCGAUACUGUCCUGCAUUCAGUAAGCUAAAAUCUUUGUUACUCAGUGACUGGUGUUUAGUUGCUGACUUCCAAACACUACUGUACUUUCUCCAUUACACACCACUUCUAGAGAAACUCACUCUUCAAGUCUGUCAGAAACCCAAAUCCAAUAUGGAAUUAGAAGGCAGUGACUUUUUGGAACAAUCCCUUGCGCUGAAGUACCUUAAGACAGUGGAAGUUAAAUGUCAAAUGAUUGAUGAGCAGAUUCAUAAUAUUUUGAAGAUCUUGAGCUUCAGCAGCAAAUCCCUGGAGAAAAUUAAUGUCCAAAAGCUGUAG
Molecule: messenger RNA, 1254 nt
Organism: Triticum turgidum subsp. durum (durum wheat)
Lineage: Eukaryota; Viridiplantae; Streptophyta; Magnoliopsida; Poales; Poaceae
Source: the annotation of a GenBank genome assembly